AUGGCGUCCAGGGUCUGCAGCAGCAGCAGCAGCAGCAGCAGCAAAUGGCAGCAGCAUCAGCAGCAGCAAAUGGCAGCAGCAGCAGCGCCAUUUGCAGAAGCAGAAAAAUACCCAACUCAUGCAACAGCCCCCCCCCUCGUGCUGCCACCGCCUUCGCAGCAGCAGCAGCUCAAGCAACAGCAGCAAAUGGCAGUAGCAGCAGCUUCAGCUGAAGCAGCUGCAUCGCUAGCAGCAGGAACGCCUUCAGCAGCAUCAGCAGCUUCAGCAGCAGCUUCAGCUGGAGCAGCUGCAUCGCUAGCAGCAGGGAAACCUUCAGCAGCAGCAGCAGCUUCAGCAGCAGCAGCAGCAGCUUGCCUGGUAUAG
This is a messenger RNA of Eimeria acervulina, 363 nucleotides long. RefSeq lists its product as hypothetical. The transcript has a single exon. Lineage: Eukaryota; Apicomplexa; Conoidasida; Eucoccidiorida; Eimeriidae. The record is from RefSeq and is a predicted model, not a curated record. The coding region runs from base 1 to 363 and encodes 120 amino acids.